AUGGAAGUAGUGGUUUAUUUGGCAUUGUUUGUGUUAGCUUCUGUGUUUUGUUUUUCAUCAUUCAUUCUUAUUGUCAUGUGUCGACGACGUGUACAGGCAAGGGAACGUUUGCGUGCAGUGAUGACAUCGUUGCGUUUCACAAAAAUUAAUGAAAAUGUAGAAAGUGUGGUGCAGCUUGGACCUCUUAUGGCCCAAGUUUUGGAUAGCAACCAAUGGAUUUAUGAUGUCUCCGGAAUGCUGCAGCAUUGUGUUGUAGUUCUGAAACUGUGCCAUGCUUUGACUGAAAAACUUUCCAUUAUUCAGCUUAAUUCAAUUGCACCAAAACUUAAUGAGCAGGUGAUUACAGCCACUGCACGAAUUAUGCCUCGUUUCGAUGAUCUGAUACGAACCGUGGCUGCAAAUCAGGUAGACGUACGUCUUCUAGAAGCUCGUGCUUCGUCACUUGUCAGUGCCUGUUGGGCGCUUGCGUUUCCAUUUACAGUAAUUAGCCCGAAACAUAUGGAUUCAUUGGAUGGAGUUUUGAACGAAAUGGAGGACCAUGUGGAGGCAUUACGUUUGAUCAUCCGACACAUGGAAGAAAAUUUUAUGGUACAGGAUAAAGAUGCCAACCGAAAAUUGCCAUCAUCAUUAGCAGUUGUUGAGGAGACACCACUGCUGGAACCUUCCACGAAUAAAGAUUCUACAACUGAUUCUUUGCAUAGCGAUGAAGCUCCAGCGGAUCCUAUGGCACCGACAAAAUAA
Acanthocheilonema viteae is the source of this 741-nucleotide messenger RNA. The record is from the annotation of a GenBank genome assembly. Lineage: Eukaryota; Metazoa; Nematoda; Chromadorea; Rhabditida; Onchocercidae.